This is a messenger RNA of Rotaria sordida, 1393 nucleotides long. Lineage: Eukaryota; Metazoa; Rotifera; Eurotatoria; Philodinida; Philodinidae. The record is from the annotation of a GenBank genome assembly.
AUGUCGAUUAGUAAAACAAAUCUAGCUGAAUCAUGUUCAGGCGAACGAUACUGGUUUGCUUUUCUUUUGUCAAGUCUGGCAACAUUUCUUAUUGGUGUUAUUGCUAUUCUCCUUUGGCGUUGUGGUGCUUUAAUUUAUAAACGCGGACCAACAAUAAGACAUCGAUCACUACGAUUAGUAUCAAAUGCUGAUAAACAAGAAAUAUCGUAUUCAUUUGAUGCAAUUAAUGAACGUAAUUGGGCAACAAUAAUCAAAGAAUAUGCAGCUAAAUUAAUAUCUGGUCAACAACUGCCUGGAAAAAUUCUUGUUAUCGCUGUGGUUGUCUUAAGUUUAGCUUCGUUAUUUAUUUAUUUCUAUGAUGUAAACACACAACCAAUUGAAUCAUGUCAAUUAUGGUCACAAAGUCCAACACAACAAAUUGAUUUAGUCUUUAAUAUUUUUUUUCUUUUCUAUUUUUUUCUUCGAUUUGUUGCUGCACAAGAUAAACUUCGAUUUUGGUGUUUGGAUAUUCAUUCAUGGGUUGAUUAUUUUACUAUUCCACCAUCAUUUACUGCUAUUGUUCUAGGACGAAAUUGGAUUGGAAUGCGAUUCUUUCGUAUUGCACGUAUUAUGAAUAUUCCUGACAUACUUCAAUUUUUACAUGUACUUCGUAGCAGUAAUUCAAUUCGAUUAACACGUGUAUUAUGUCUUCUUCUUACUGUAUGGUUAUCAGCAGCUGGAUUUGUUCAUUUGGUGGAAAAUUCAGGCGAUUUCUUUCAAAAUUAUUCAAAUUCACAAACAAUAACUUAUUUUCAAUGUGUCUAUUUUCUUAUCGUCACAAUAAGCACUGUCGGCUACGGCGAUUACCAAUUGAAAACAACGAUCGGUCAAUGUUUUAUAAUAUUCUUCAUAACUGGUGGUCUCACAUUAUUUGCUCGUGCUAUACCAGAAUUAGCAGAAAUGUUAUCAAAUAAAAAAAAAUAUGCCGGAAAUUAUAGAUUAGAAAAUGGCAAAAAGUUUGUUCUUGUUUGUGGUCAUAUUACAUUUACAUCAAUGGAAAAUUUUCUUAAAGAUUUUUUACAUGAAGAUCGUGUUAGUUCAGAUAGUUUUUAUGAUGCUGAUGUACUUAUUGUUGAUAAAAAACAUACAGUUGAUUUUGAAUUUCAAGCAUUACUUAAACGUCAUUUUACACGUGUAAAAUAUUUUGAUGCUACUGUGAUGGAUCCUGUUGAUUUGGAACGAGUUAAAUUAAAACGAUCUGCAGCUGUUUUAAUCUUAGCAAAUAAAGAUGCUAUUGAUCCUGAUGGUGAAGAUGCAAGUAAUAUUAUGCGUGUAAUUAGUAUUAAAAAUUAUCAUUCGGAAGCAAAAAUAAUUGUUCAACUUUUACAAUAUCAUAAUAAAGUAUUAAUAAAAA